Molecule: messenger RNA, 1035 nt
Organism: Paramacrobiotus metropolitanus
Lineage: Eukaryota; Metazoa; Tardigrada; Eutardigrada; Parachela; Macrobiotidae
Exons: 4
Coding region: 677-979 (100 amino acids)
Source: RefSeq, a predicted model, not a curated record
GACUGCAAUCGCUCAAUGUCUGGCACUGCCAAGUAUCUGUGUGAAUUCGACAGGGCACUUGGAGACAGAAAUCUCUUGUCAGUUGCUGCUGAGUUGCAGCACUGGAUUAUUUGCCCUUUCCAGUAUAAAUACCUGAAAAUAUCCUGAAUAAUUUUGUACGUACUGUUCCUAUUUCCUCCUGUUUAUGUGGAUUCACUGGAUUGUCACCGAUUGUGUUGAUUAUGGAGUACAAAUGCAGUGUACGUUGUAUCGAGAUGAUGAAUCGUUGAUCACUACUUUACUUCUUUGGGUAUCUGCUCAUCUUACUGAGAUUUUAGAUGUAGUUGUAAUCUCCGCUUAAAAGUUCUCUGAGCAAUUUCACUCUUCGCCCGAAGUGUCCUGUAAAAGGACGUUUAUUCGGCAGUUAAUAAUAUCAGUUUUGGGUGGCUUUAUAGGCUUUAUUGCUUAUGGCCGUCCGUUGGAAGCGUGGUUUUAUUCAGUCACUUGAUCGUGAUGUCAGUUAUUAUCAACUCCCUGUACCCAUUAUGUAUUGCUGCGGGGCAUGUACAGAGAUCGAUCGCUUGUUUGAAGUUUUUUGUGCUGGGUGUGGAAUCGAAUGCUUGCGCAGCUUGCGGAUGUGUGAUUCCCUUUGACCGUUCCUAUUCCUAAAGAAGUAUGGCACCGGGCUGGUUCCGGGAUGAAGGUGGAUUUUGAGUGGCUGCUGCGCAGUUCAUCGCGGUUGACACUGGAAAAUGGAGUGAACGACGCGGAUAUUCCGGAAGCUCCAGGUACGGAGGCGUUUUUAACUGCGCUCCAUCUUACCGCUGAUAUGCGAAACCAUUUCGAGGGCUGGCGAAAUGUUAUCGGAGAAGGCCAAGCGCGCUACGUUUAUCUUCGUCCGGAUCACCUCAUAGGCAAUCAGGCCGCGCUACUCAAUUCUAUACGAGGAGUUUUGGCGGCGGGCGUAACCUGUGCCGCUGCCAUGGAACGCCGACAUUAAUUAAUCUGCUGCUGGCCACGACUACGAGUCCAUUCACCAUGACACUUAUCAUUUCC